AGGGAUGGCGUGCAAUUGUAUGCAAGCAAGCAGCAUAGUACAGUUAGGUUAGUUUACAAAGAACAGUCGUCGCGGUUGGAGGUGUUUGAUUACGGUGUCCGCUCGUAAGUUGAAUGAGGUGAAAGUACCUGCUACCUAUAUAGUUGAAUGUCUGUUGUACAGUGCUCGCAGACGUUGCUCGUGAAGUGAAACAUAUUUUCGGGAAUAUUGUGCUGUGUAACUGUGAAAAUUGCAUGUACGUCGUGAUCUAUCUGUUGUGAGCCCAAAGUGCUUUACAGAAUCAAAGUGAGUGUCAAUACUUAAGUUUCGUCCUCCGCUGUUAGCGCCUUUGUGUUGGGAUUUGUUUUCGGGUACGUCGUACGUGUGCUGUCCUGUGAAGCGUAUUUUUUGUGGCUGCUGUCGCAUCUAACGUGACGAAAGAAAAAUAUAUAAAAUUGAAGCUGACGACGAGACGACGAAAUCAGGAAUAAAUAGUGCACAUUUCCUCGAACCACUCGGAUUACUCCUCUUGAAACGAAACUGCUCCUCCAGACCAGACCCGGCGCUAGACGAACCGAACCUGUUGUUGUCUGGCUUCUUUGUGCGUUAAGCUAGUAGACGUUAGUGGUGGUGUGAUCGAAGCGAGAGCUUGAGCAGCUCCAGCCACCAUCGGUCAUAAGCAUUAAAGUACUGACUUUAUAUCCUCACCCACCACCGCCCCAAAGCCCACGCCCGUCAAAAUGCCGUCGGUGGGAGUAGCCUGCGUGCGAUAUCUGGUGUUUUUCUUCAAUUUCCUGUUUGCGAUCACUGGAUUGGUCGUUAUAGUAACCGGAGCCAUUAUCCAGUCGUCCUAUCAUCAUUAUUCAAAUUUCCUCGGUGAAAGUUUCUGGACUGCACCGAUAGUGCUAAUCGUGAUUGGAUCCGUCAUAUUCGUCGUUGCCUGCUUCGGUUGCUGCGGAGCUGCCAAGGAAAGUCCCUGCAUGAUUAUUACGUUCUCGAUUUUCCUUGGAUUGGUAUUUUUGGCGGAAAUUGGAAUCGGUGUUGCCGGAUACUACAAGCACGAAGAGCUCAGCGGCAUCCUGGAGAAAGGUUUCAACGAAACGCUGGAUAAUUACUCCAACAGCAUACCGGCUCAGCAAGCCUGGAAUCUGGUGCAGUCGGAGAUGAAAUGCUGCGGUGUAAAUGGACCGGAAGAUUGGGAACCGAUUUUCAAGAACGAUACCGUACCGAAAUCUUGCUGCCAUGAGCUGCCGUAUGGCGUUACCAAGUGCACCCGACAGCAUGCGGAGCGAGAAGGAUGUUACCCAAAAUUGUCCGCUUUCCUGGGAUCGAAAUCAUUAAUUCUGGCUGGUAUUGGUAUCGGUUUAGCUGCCGUACAGCUUGUUGCUGUUCUGCUAGCUUGCUGUCUGUAUGGAUCUUUCCGACGACAGUAUGAGACCGUCUAAAUUGGAACAACCUUUCUUUAGAAUCUUCAACGAAGGCUCGUCAGGUAGGGGUAGAGAACAUCGAUUGGAAUGUUGUAGAAUGCCCAUAUUCACAAAGUAUGAAAUGAAUCAUGUAUAUCUUCUUAUAUACAUAAUGCUCAUAAAAUUCUUAGCGAAAACGUUAUUGCCGAACAAAGGAAAAUAUUUAGGAAACAAAAACACAUUUCCAGUGCGAUUAGAUGUCGUAAACGCAUUCAACAUUUAGUUUAGUAUUCCCUGCAAAUCGAUAACAAUAAUAAAAAAACAGAGUGAGAUAAUGUAUAGUAGGUACAUGGUGUUAACGCGACCGUGAAAUUGGUGCGUAACGAAAGGAUAUUGCAACUGAUUGGACCCAAUUUGGCAUUAAUCGUUUAAUCAUCAUAAUAACACUACUCCAUCCAUCCACAUGCUCACAUUCCGCAUAGUUUUUUCGGUGUUAUCUAUAAUCCUAGGAUUAGAAAUGGAGCUUAAUCAUAAUUCCACCCGAACCUUUUCACGCUUUUUAGCACGUUGUCCCCGAAAGGGCGAAAAAAGAUAGUAACUGGAGAAGAUCAAAGACCAAAAGCAUUCAAAUUUAUUCACCAUGUUAUACACCGAUAAAAAGUGGGAAAUUUUGUCAGCACCUUCAAGAGUGUCAGCCACACCCACAUACAAUAAUAUUUGUAGUUUGUAGAUAAGACGUAAUAUUCGAUGAACAUCCGUCAGAGAAAUAUUGCAGCAAAUAUAGAUGAACAAAUGUAAGAGGGAAUUUCCUCGCGAAUCAGUAAAAUCAUUUUAGAUUGCCAAUUAUAUACUAACAAAAAGAGUAACGGGAAACAAAACACAAAAGAAAGUCCGUGAAUCAAUCAAAUAUCAACGUAAAACCCCAAAUUGUUGCCCAUUGGAGGUACGUUCCGAAAUAAUCUAUUCGAUUUAAAUACUGUCUCGCCAUGAAAUUUACUUAUUUUUAAUACGAUGAAUCUCGCACGGAAUUUUUAAUUGAGAACGAAAAAAUCGAUUUUUUACCAUCCCGAUGAAUUAUAUCGAUGGCUUUAUGAUACAUACAUUCUUUAUUCCUUAAUGUUAACAACAUGAAACCAACGUUCAUUUAUUGUUCAGGUUUAACUUUUGAGAAGACGAAUGGAAACCACCAAAAAUGUCGUCUGACACUGUAGAUGUUAUUGUACCAAACAAAAAAUAAAAAGCCGCAGGAUUAACUUGUCAACAUUUCUUGCUCAUUCCGCAAUAGAUAUUAGUGAUGAAAUUUAAAACUAAACUUGAAAGAUGCAUUUUACCAAAUAGUUUAAUUUUCACAUUUAAUCAGUAACGUGAAUGCUAGUAAUUUGCUAGGAGAAAAAAACACACAUACACACAUUUAAAUCUAAACAUUUCAAACACUUUUCACCGCAUCGUAAAAUCAUAGUUUUCUCACCUGAACCGAUCAUUUUGAGGUACACUCACACACACCACAGACACAGAGGAAGCCAAGUGCUUACCAAGCUAAUGUCUCGUAUUGAUAUUUUUAUAAAUGUAUUUUAGCGCCUAAGUCUGAAAUAAAGAUUGGCUAUAACUAGAAGAGGUCUGUUUCUGUGCGACUGCAUUGACUGUUGAAAAAUGCCCUUUCUCGUUUUCCAAAACAAAAAAAACUUUAGACAAAACAAAUUAAACGUUAAAUAAAUCAGCUCCUUCAUUAUCGUCGAUUGCGAAA
Messenger RNA from Sabethes cyaneus, 3129 nucleotides. RefSeq names its product CD63 antigen-like. Bases 720 to 1424 code for a protein of 234 amino acids. The record is from RefSeq and is a predicted model, not a curated record. The transcript has 6 exons. Gene Ontology annotation, cellular component: membrane. NCBI's taxonomy places the organism in Eukaryota, Metazoa, Arthropoda, Insecta, Diptera, Culicidae.